UGUUUUCAUUGUAAUUUCGUGCUAGAGCGUCCACACACAGAAGGGUUUUAUGUUAUUAGUAACUGGUUGUUUGAUAUUAAAAUAUUGGAAAGCUGAUGGCUGCAGAACCUAGUCGAAGAGGACCAAAAUCCACUGGAUUAAUUGUCAGACCUCAGGCUGUCAGUGACAAAUCUUAUGUCGAAAGUGUCGUUGGAUUCAUUCAUGAAGUUGUUCCUCAGGCCAGACAAGGAGAAAAGGAAACUGUUCUGUGGGUGAAGUUUGAAUAUUGUGAUUUAAAUGAUUAUAGUUUAAUCCGAGAAGAAGCUGAACAUAAUGCAAAUCACCCAUCUCUAUUGAUUAUCAUAGGCUAUACAAAUGGAGUACAAAUUUGGUGUGUUCCUGCUAGUGGUGAAGCUCAAGAAGUUCUUUCUUUACGAGAAGGACCAGUAAAGUUUCUGAAAGUUUUGCCUACUCCAGAACCAAUCGAGAACAUCAAAGAUAGGUUUACAUCCAGUCGUCCUCUUAUUGCAGUCUGUGAUAGUACUAGUGCUGGUGAACAGUUUUGCUCUAUUAAUUUUGUAUCACUAAAAACUGGAGAUACAGUAGAAUGCCUUAAAUUCUCAACUCAAAUUGCUGAUCUGAAAUGUAGUAAAAGGGUACUAGCUGUAGUUUUCCAAGAUAAAAUUGUUGUACAUAAUAUGUGUAAUUUGAAAGAAAUCCUAGUUGUAACUAGCUGCUAUACCACUCCAGGACUUCCUAUUAAUCCUGUUGCUCUUGGUACUAGGUGGCUUGCAUAUGCCAAUAAAAAGCUUGUAUCAGUGCAUCAAAGUGGAGGAGGUAUGGCUGGAGAUGGAGUACAUUCCUAUGCCGCUACCAUUAUUCAUGCAGCAAAAACUAUAACCAAAGGUUUAUCAAUAUUUGGAGAAACUGUUGCUAAUAGUUUAAGUGGUCAAAAACUUGCAAGCAAGCCAUUAUCUACUAAAAGUGACCCUAAAAAUACAGAGGAUAGCCAACCUGGCAUAGUUACUAUUCUAGAUGUGCUUGCUACUAAUGGUGAGGUGAAUAUUGAUGAUGAUAGUGAUGGAGAAGGUAUCAUAGCUCACUUCCCUGCCCAUGCCAAUGAACCUGUCGCUGCUUUGGAAUUUGAUCCAAGUGGAAUGCUUCUUUUUACUUCCUGUCGCUUAGGACAUAGCUUCCAUAUUUUCCGUAUAUUUCCACAUCCAGCAAGCUCUGCAAUGGGAGCUGUUCAUCAUUUGUACACUUUACACCGAGGAGAAACAACAUCAAAGGUUCAAGAUGUUGCAUUUUCACUGGACAGUCGUUGGGUUUCUGUUAGUACAAUGAGGGGAACUACUCACAUCUUCCCUAUCACUCCAUAUGGGGGCCCAAUAAGUGUAAGGACUCAUACUUCUCCUAGAGUUGUCAAUAGGUUGAGCAGGUUUCAUAGAAGUGCUGGUUUGGAGGAAAUACAGCAAGCUUCAACUACUGGUAGAAAUAGUCCUGUUCUCUCAGGCAGUCCUAGUUCUUCUGGAAGUAAUUUAACUAGGGCUUAUGAUGCACAUCCAAGCAUGGCUUAUCAAACAAGCUUUCUUAGCCGCAUGGGAAACUCGCGAUUGCCACCUUAUCCACAUCCUACUACUAUCCAACCAUUAGCCCAGCUAAAACAGGCCCUGUCAUUAGGUUUAUCAGCUGGAGCUUCUAAACCUAGGAGUCCUGGAAAAGAUAGGCUUUCUAAAAGAAAAUCUUCAACAUCAGAAAUUGUAUGCAUCUCAUCUGCAUUUGCACCAGCUCGUGCAUGGUUAGUUGGAAGCCCUAGCUUAACGAGAGACAAAAGAGAUAAGCCAGCAAUGGAUUCUCUUUUUGUCAUCGAUUUUCAUGCAAAUUUGACAGAAUAUAUUUUAGAACCUAGACCUUCUACUAAUUCUCCAAAAACAGAUGAUUCACCUAUUGAGCUAGAAGUAGUUGCACAUGCUCAAUGGAAUCUUUUAAGGCCAACUACAUCUCCAGAAGUCCAGCCACCUUUGCCAAACACUAAUCCAUUGAUGUUUACUCCUGAUACUGCUUCCCAUGAGGCAGGAAGAGGCCGAAGAUCUUCUGAAUGUGGACUACUUUCAGGUGACACAAAAGUUACUGAGUUAGAGGAAAGCUGGCUUUCUGAAGUUGAAAUUAUUACUCAUGCUGGACCUCACAGGCGCCUUUGGAUGGGUCCGCAGUUUUCAUUUCAAACUUUUCAACAUUCAUCAAAUACCACCGUUCUUUCAUCCAACUCAUCAGCUCUUCUCUCUCAGAGUCCUGAAACCCACGGUGCUCUCUCUACAGAUAUUUUUACAGAAGAAUUGGAGGUUCAGAGUUUGAGACCUGCAAGAUCGAAUCCUGUUGCAAUGCCUGGAAGUCAUCAAGCAGCUUCUGGCUCUCCAGGUUCUCUUCUGUUUAUAGAAGCUAGCUCUGGAAGCUUUGAACAAUUACCUAGUAUGCUGGAGGUUUGUGGCAGUUGGCCUGAAAAUUGCCCAAGCAUGAAUGUGAACAAAGGCAAAGAAGAACAACUCAAAGAGAGCUUAGCUGAUGCCAUGAUAGAAGAUCCUUUUGAUUCCUUGAGAAGUGAAGGAAGUUCGGAAACCAGAAAUUUUCAAGGGAGUUAUGAGGAGCUCAGUUCAAGUAGUUCCCACUCAGGAUCUGUGAGUCAUGGAUUUGAAGUUGGUGCAUGCCCUCAAAGUUGCAUGGAUCAUACUUUAGUUUUUCCUUCAAGUAGAGGAUCACCAGAUUCAUCAUAAUAUUUUACCCCACCUACAUAGACAAAUAUGCCAUCUAUGAAGAUUGCUUAUUCUCAAGUAACACUAAACUGCUAAACAACGAGGUACUUCACCCUGCUUUUUGGACUUCCAGCGAAAAAUUCGUAACACAAUAUUUGGGGUCCAUAUUACCAUUUUUGCUCAAAAAAGAUAAUGAGUACCUUUUUUAAUGCAUUUCCAUUGAACACUGAUUUUACUAAUAGGUUUUGCUCCUGCUUGUAAAGACUAAAAUAACCACAAUGAAAUAUAUUUUUAAUUUAUAUUCUUCUAAGGUGAAAUAUUUAUAUGUCUCAAUCUUUUGUAUAUAUAGCACCUGUGUAUUUGCUGUAAUGCUGUUGAACUUGUGAUCAAAAACUGGCAUUUUUUAUCAAAAUGUUUUAGCUUUUUAUCACUUGUAUUGUUACAUGUAUAUUAAGUACAGUUUGGACUGAGUCCAAAUUGUUGAAAAACAUUUCAGUUUUUGUUUGAAGCAGAAUUUAAAUCAUUGUUAUUGUGUUUUUUUUAUGACUGAGUACUUGUGUGCAGUUUGAUUACUUAUAUGAUUUUUGUUGUUUUUGUAAGAAUUGUCAUCUUUUAUUUCAUAUAGUUUCGUGAUACUGACUUGAUACUUUGUAUCAGCUAUGCAAAAAUAUCAGGUACAUAAAAAUGAUACUGAUGAUUAAUCUCCACAACAUUGUUUGUUUUCAGUCUGGGGCUAUUGUAUUAAACUGAUACUUUUAUAUCAAAUCUGUACAGUUUCAUCCAACUGAUUUGAUACAAAAUCUACUAUUGUGCUUCAACCUCCUUAUUAAAAUGCUUAUUAGGAGGUAAUUAUUUUUUUAAUGCUACCUAUAUUAUUAUUUCUUAUUAUAAGUUGGAAAAAUAAGUAAUAAAAGAUAUUCCUAAUACAUUAUUUAUACAUUUUUUUACAAUGCUUAUUAAGCAUGGAAAAUUAAGGGGAUUUUCCCUGAAAAUAAAAGAAUUUUCAUUUUAUCCUUUUAAAUUUUUAUAAAACUCCUUACUCUGUAAAAAUUCUUUAAAAGAACAGAUUUAAAAUUAACAACUAAAGCUGUAGAUGAAGAAUAAUUUGUGUGGAGAGAUAAGACUUUAAAUCUUAUAUCUAUUAAAAGUUUUAAAUAAAUAUGAACUGGAAAGGGAUCAGCUAUGGAUUGUAUCAGAUACAAAGUAUCAGUUACAUCUCAGAAUUGGUAUCAACCUGUACCUGAUGUAGCAAAACUGGUAAGCAACUCAAUCCUAUCAUUAAUGCUAAAUUUUGAAAUGCUUAAUUUAAAUUUUAAGGCAAAUUUAAGCCUUUUUCUAUAGUGUUUAAUAAUGUUUUAUAUUUAUAAAAAACAACAAUUUUUAAAAGUUUUUACAAUAGCGUAUAUCUCUUUAUGAUAGGUUAAUUUUACUUAUCAACUCUCAUAGAUUCUUUUGAUUCUUAUUUUUAUUUUAGGUUGUAUUUUUUUUUUUUAAUUCUGAUUGAAACAUGCUUAUAAACAGCCAGUAUUAUUAAAUACUUAAAAUAUAUGCUAUUUAUUAAAUUAGAUCUGUUGAUGACUAGGAUUUCAGCUUAAAUUACCUAGAACAAAAAUUCUUUUCUAUUAGAAAUAGUUGAUGUUUAGUGUGCAUGAUGCACCCAAUGUAUCUGUGAUAUAACUUGCAGUAUAAUUCAAAUGCAGCAUAAUAUUUCAUAUGUGCAUACAUUAAUGUGCAGUACUUAAUUUCAUGUGUAUGAAUAAACAGCCGAAUGCUCUGCAGAUAUUGGUAAAAAAAAAAGUAUAAUAAAAUUAUAAGUAAUAAAGUAGAAUUAUGGUUUACAAAUAUUGCAUUUAUGUGUGCAAAUUUGAUAGCUAGUUUCACAUGAAUGUGUAGUAUAUAAAAUUGUCAAUUUUGGGGGGAUAAUAAUGUUAUGUUAUUUUGUUGUCAGGUGUGGUAUUUUAAAAUUAACAUUAAUUUUUAUGAUUAAUAUAUUUCAUUGAUUCUAAUUAACUAAUAGAAUUAAAGUCUUUUGUGUGUAAAAAGUAUUUUAAAUAAAAUCAUCAUCUGAAUUGUUUCUUUUUUCUAAAAACAUAUAUCCUUAAUGAUGAAAACUAAUAACACCACAACAAAUAUGUGGGUUUCUUUUAAAGAUAUAUCAAUCUUGCCUAGUCAUUCUAGAUUAAACAGUGCAUGCUAUUGAUUUGACUUUUAUUGUUCAACCCACCGAUAACAUAUAUUUACAGGCCAUAUAAACAUUUAAUUUAUGUGAAAAUAAUUGUUAUGAAUUGAUCUGUUAUCAGUUGAAUGAAAGUUAAUUUGUAUAUUAAGUUGUAAAUUCUUUAUUAAACUUAACUUAAAUAUAUCUAUGGUUAUCUUAUAGUUUUUUAGUGUGGUUGCCUAAAUAUAACUUAUUAUUAGUAAUUCUGAAAAUUUCUUACUAAUUUAUUGCAAGUGAUGCAUACAAUCCCUAUAUAAACUUUAUCUUGCAAUAUCAAAAACAUUUAUGUAAAAUAUGUUUUAGUUUUUAUUAUUAUUAUUAUUAUAAACUUUAUUUUAUUAAUAGCAUAAUAAAUGCUUUGUGUGAUAGCAAAAAUGGUGUAAUUUUAUGCAAAAUAUUUUUUUUAUUAUCUUUAAUUAUAGUUUGACUUGACAUUCUAAUAUGUUUAUCUGUCUGUGAAUGAAUGUAACUUAAGUACAUUAAAGAAAAUCUUUUCAUAUAUUACCUUAUAUAUUGUAAAUUGCAUUAAGGAAACUUUCUAUGAUCUUCAAAGCUUCACUUUAUAAUGGAUUCUUAUGUGAUAUGUAUAAAUCUUUAUUCAUUCUGAUUACCAUUACCUAGUCCAUUCAUAAAAUUUCAAAUUUUAUAUUGAAAGAUUAUAAAAAAUUUCCAUAAAUUUGAACAAAGAAAAAUUGUACCAUGUGCUCAUGCCUUUUCAAGUGUCAUUCUGUGAUAGAUGUACGACAAAGUACAAAUAUAAAUGUAGAUCCAACGUUUUGUUUUAUGAAUAAUUUGUACAUGGGUAUCCUUUUUCAUGACUAGGAAUUUUCAAAUACUUUAUUCAUAGUUUCUUUACUGUCUAAUUCUGUAAUUCGACAUGGUAAUUCAAGUUUUAUUUCUUAUAUUGUUGAUUUUCAAAUCAUAUAAAAGCAGGUGGGGAAAAAAUUAUUUAGUGUAUUUAGAAGCAUUUUCAAAUAGUCUAUACAGAUGAAUGCCCUAAUUUCAAAUCUUCAGUACUGGUAGUCAUUGUAUUUGUUUGAAAGAUGCUUAUAUAAAAAGUUAAUUUCUAAAGUUCCGAAUGCAUUGUUCUGUAGUUUAAAAAUUAUAAUAAAACAAAUUAUUCCACAUAAAUGGAGAUAAGGUCAGUUUUUACUGACAGAAAUCGGGAUAAUUUAAUAAAGUUUAGAAAUUGAGUAAAAAAUGGCAUCAAACAGCAAAAAAAGAUGUUACCUUUAAUUCUCUGAGUCAAUAGACAUAAACUGCAGAAAACUUGAAAUGUUGUAAGAUUUACAUAUAAAAGGAAAAUACAGAUUAUAUUUGAAGAUUUAAUUAUAAUCUUGCUAUUUUUUUCGUUGACUUUUUUUUCUUGCCAAAUCAUUGUAGUUCUGUUUCAUUGAAAAUGGAGAUCAGCAAUUUCAAUACCACUUAAGACAUGCUGAAUGAUAGGUGCAAACAAGAACUGUAUGAUAGGUGCAAUAUAUGCUAUAUUAAACAGAAAAUAAAAUUUUUAGUACUUACAUAAAAUUUUUGAUAUUUGGUUAAAAUUAUUUUUAUGUACUGCCUCUUAAAUUAUUUAUCUAUCAAAAAAGUUCAUUUGCUUAGUGUUAAAGUUUAAAGUUUUGAAAUCAAGGCAUUUCAUUUGACUUAUUCUAUAGUUUUAAAAGUGAAUUAAUCUAUAUUUGACAACUUGAGAUAAAUGUCAGUUUUAUCUCAUAAAUGUAUGGUAAUUUUUACCAGUAACCACUUUGUAGUUUAAAUAUCAAAGUUUGUUGUUAGACUGGCAGUUUGAAAAAAAUGAAUGUAUUUGAAGGUAGAAAACAGAUGUUUAGUAGCCCUUCAAACCAUAUUACUGUGGCAUGCAAAGUGUCCUAGUACAACUAGGUGUUGUUAACUUUCCUGCAAAAUUACUUUCAUAAAAUGUUUUGCCUUAUUAAAACAAUAUGAAAUUUUUUUUUCUUUUGAAACAUUUAAUGCAUUAAGUUUUAAACUGUAUUUUUCAUGAAAUUGCAUUAUAAGAUUUUGAUUCAUUGAUUUUGCUUCCUUCAAGUGAUUCAUGAGCUAAAAAUAUAAAAAUUCCUUCCAUUAAACUAGCAAAAAAAUUUCAUAAAUUGCAAGUACGAAAAUUAAAUGUCUUAUUUUUAAGCUCAAAUUGUCAUUCAUUUGUAAAAAAAGAAAUGCAAUAUAUUUCAAUUUUUUUAUUAUAGCAGAUUAGUUAUUUACUUAUUUAAUUGAAAUUAUCAUUUGAAUCCAGAUUAUAAUGCCUCUAGACUUCAUUAAACUUUCUUUAACCCAAAUUUAAAACAGAAAUCAUAGAUAAACAUUCUGGGGAAUGCUAAAUCGCAUAACAGACUCAGAAAUAUUUAAAUUUUCAUCAUAUUUAAUUAUGUUGUGUCAAUUAAUAAUUUUUUAGUAAAUGCAACAAUGAAUAGAAUAAUGUAUAGUAGAUCAUUAGUAAAAUAAGCAAUACAGUAAUUACAAAAUAAGCAAAUAUCUUUUCAGUUUGAUAAAUUAUGAAAAUUCAUUGGCUAGCAUUGAAAUUUUGGUGUUUCUGCCAUUUUUGUCUGCUCUUCCCCUAUAUGCACACACACUCAAUUUUUAUUGCAAUUGUGCAGAUUAAAUGAAUGUGUAUUCACAUUAAUAUAUGUCAAUAUAAUUGCACUGUGAAUGUUCAAUUGCUUGGUGAACUUUUUUUAUAUUUUUUUACUAAAUAAUUACCUUUUAAUGCAUAGUAUUUUAAAUGACUAUAUGCUUCACUUCAAAUUUUAUUAAUAAUUCUUUUUGUUAUCUCUCUCUUCUCUCCUUCAAUUUUUUUGUUCUGACUGCAAAGAGCAUUUAUAAUAAUCUAUUAAUUAUUUUAUAAAGGUUUAUAUAAAAAAAUAGUUAAGUAUAAUGCUCUUUUAAAAAUUUUUAGAACACUUUGCUAAUUUAAUAAUUGUGAUAAGGAAAAAAAUAUAUCUGAGCCAUAAAUUGGAAAAAAAAAAUGCUUUAAAGCUGUCUUUCAAAAAUGGAGAUACAACGAAUUAACUUUGUUUAUUUUAUGACAAUAAUUAUAUGCUUUUGGCUUUAAUUUUAUUUCUAAAUAUAAGUAGAAUUUGUUUUGACUGUGCUAUUCAAAAUGCUAAUGUCUAAUCAUUUGAUAUCACAGAUAAUUUCCAAUUAAAAAUGCUUCCAAUCAAGGAAAAAUCAAUUAUUUUCAAGGAUAUAAUUAAUUGUAGAGCAGAAAAAAAAUAUCAAUUUAAUUUUCUAUAAGUUGUUCUUUUUUUGGAUUUUAAUCUAAAAUUUAAGGAUGUCUUAUGAAUUACAUUCUAAAAAACUAAAUUGUUCUAGUUUGAUUAAAAUAUAAAGUUUAUUGAAAAUAUUUUUUAAACAAUGACUUUCAAAUAAUUGCAAAAUUUUGUUUCUUCAUCCUCACAAUCUUUUUGUUCCAAAACAUAAUUUUUAUUUAAAGUAUGAUUUGAAGGUGUAAUGAUAUAAGUAUCAUGCUGAGGUAAAUAAAAAUUAUUCUUAAAAAAAAUAUAUGUAUAAGUAUGCAUUUAGUAUAGUUUGAAAUCUAGACAUAUUUAAGUCUAAAGUUAGAAAUAGUUUAUUUUCAUUACUGUUAUUUAUUAAUAAUAAUUGGGAUUAUAUUUAAUUAUAUAACAUUUAUGGUCAUAUUAUUCAUUGAGCCAUAAUAAUAAACCAUAUUUAUUAUUAAAAUCAUUAUAAGAUGAAUUUCAUUCAUCAUUUUUUAGAAACAAAAAUAUUCUUGUUGAUUAAAGAUGUAAACAUUUUAUCUAUUAUUAUACAUGUAUUAACUAUUUAUUAUUUCCUUUAUCUUGAAAUUCAGCAUUAAUUUGUAUUUGUUAGUAUACUAAAGAUAAAAUUAAUAUUUCCAGUUUUAUUAUUUGACAUCUUUAUUAUUUUUAAAUGCUUUUGUUCUCCUAAGGGUCCAAUUUUCAAAGAACUAGACGUUUUCUCUCACUCUUUCUAUGCUCAUUUUGUUUUAGAAAAUACUAUUUUUUCACCUGGAAAUGAUAAAAACCAAACAUCGAAGUAUCUUGAACUUACUAACGCUACCUGGUUUGGCAUCUUCUAGUGCUGUAAAUAGCUAUAAAAAGUAUAGAACAAAUUUAUAAUUACAAUCCAAUAUAGUAGCUUUAUCUUAUUAUAUAUGAGAUUAUAUCUUUAGAUUUACAUUUUAUGCUUUAGCUAUUCCUACUCUGACCUAUAUUUUUUAUUAUCAAAGUUUGUCAUUAUUAUUAAUUAUUUACUUUUGUUUUCUAAAGUGCUAAAAUGCUCAUGUGCUAAAUUGUUUUUAUUAUGUGAUGACAGUGACAUAUAUUCAUGGAUUAAAGUUAAUGGAAAUUUGUAUGUUAUAGAAAUGUAUGAUUUUUUUUAUUUGCACAUUUAUUAAUGGACAUAAAUAAUGAAUAUUCCAAACAUUUUUAACAAAUUUAAAACUUUUUUUAAAUAAUGAAUUACAUAUCUUCAUAAAAAGAAGAAUCCAUGAGUAUUUGUAAUAUUAGAAGAAUCCAUGAGUAUUUGUAAUAUAAACAUUUUAUAAACUAUCUUAAAGCAUCACAACUUUAAAGAAAAAAAAUCUCUUUCAAACCCUUUCUUAGAAUUUUUAUAUUUGAAAUUUUUCACCCUCUUUGCUUAUGAAAAAUGUAAUUUAUUUGACCAUUUUAUUAUUGUAAUGGCUUAUUACCUGCUUUUCUCUAUUGUCUUCCACUACUGAAUUUUAUUAAGGUGCUUGUACGCAAACAUUUCUAUAUUAUCUUACCAAAUUAUUGACUAUUAAUUUAAUUUUUAUAUAAUCCUUUCAGUCCUCUUAUCCUAUCUUGUACUUAAGAUGCAAGUGUAUAUUUUGUAUAUAGCCUGCUAUUUGUCCAUAUUUAUACGAGGCAAUACUGUAAAAAAGAAAAAAAAAAUCUUUUUAAUUUGCCAAAAUAUCUUUGUCCAUUCAAACAUCCAGUUUGUAGUCAUCUUGAAUAAAUAAUGUUUAAAAAUUUA
Argiope bruennichi is the source of this 9939-nucleotide messenger RNA. Its product is annotated as BCAS3 microtubule associated cell migration factor-like. Gene Ontology annotation, molecular function: protein binding. The coding region runs from base 96 to 2750 and encodes 884 amino acids. Gene Ontology annotation, biological process: autophagy; response to starvation. Lineage: Eukaryota; Metazoa; Arthropoda; Arachnida; Araneae; Araneidae. Gene Ontology annotation, cellular component: cytoplasm. The record is from RefSeq and is a predicted model, not a curated record. The transcript has 23 exons.